GCAAAAGUGCUUUUUUUAACAAAAGCCGAAUUAAAACGUUUGUACAAACGAUUUGGCUACCCUUUUGUUAAACGCUUUUGGCAUAUGUUUAACCAAGCAAACCAUUGGGCAAAUUGCAACGCUUUGCAAAUAAUUAAUUGGCUUUUAAGCGCUGUUAAUUUAACACUUAUUUUGGCCCGCUUAACGUGGUAUUUUACAAUGCAAAAAUUAACUUUAUUACGAGCAAAUUUUAAGCGGAAGCAAAGCUUUUUGGAAUUACUUGCUAUUAGGUUUUUAUAA
Messenger RNA from Gaeumannomyces tritici R3-111a-1, 279 nucleotides. RefSeq lists its product as hypothetical. The annotation marks the transcript as partial. Lineage: Eukaryota; Fungi; Ascomycota; Sordariomycetes; Magnaporthales; Magnaporthaceae. The record is from RefSeq and is a predicted model, not a curated record. The transcript is spliced from 2 exons.